Messenger RNA from Schistocerca nitens (vagrant locust), 7197 nucleotides. RefSeq names its product ankyrin-3-like. The coding region runs from base 1 to 6402 and encodes 2133 amino acids. The record is from RefSeq and is a predicted model, not a curated record. Gene Ontology annotation, molecular function: protein binding. The transcript is spliced from 37 exons. Lineage: Eukaryota; Metazoa; Arthropoda; Insecta; Orthoptera; Acrididae. Gene Ontology annotation, biological process: signal transduction.
AUGAUCCGCUCGCUGCGCACCACAGUCCUCCGGAGCAACUCGGACCGCGCCGCCAAGUGGCUGCGACGACAGGCGGACCCCAGUGCGGCGUUCCUGCGCGCAGCCCGAGCUGGUCAACUCGAACGAGUACUCGAACACCUCGACAACGGGGUCGACAUCAACACGUCCAACGCGAAUGGACUAAAUGCUCUCCACUUAGCAGCAAAAGAUGGCCAUUUGGAAAUUGUAUCAGAGCUACUCAAACGAGGAGCAACUGUUGAUGCAGCCACGAAGAAAGGCAACACAGCUCUUCAUAUCGCAUCACUUGCUGGGCAGGAAGAGGUAGUGAAACUGCUGGUUAAGAGUGGAGCUGCAGUCAAUGCACAGUCACAGAAUGGCUUCACUCCAUUGUACAUGGCUGCUCAAGAAAAUCAUGAUGGUGUUGUAAAAUUCCUUCUAAGCAAAGGAGCCAACCAGAGUCUUGCCACAGAGGAUGGUUUCACUCCAUUGGCUGUUGCAAUGCAGCAGGGCCAUGAUAAAGUUGUUGCUGUACUUCUUGAGAAUGAUACAAGGGGUAAAGUGCGCCUCCCUGCCCUUCACAUAGCUGCGAAGAAGGAUGACUGCAAAGCAGCAGCCCUUCUGUUACAGAACGAUCAUAAUCCUGAUGUUACAUCCAAAAGUGGAUUCACACCACUGCACAUUGCAGCUCAUUAUGGAAAUGAAAAUAUUGCCAACUUGCUGUAUGAAAAGGGGGCUGAUGUGAACUACUCUGCAAAGCAUAACAUCACUCCACUUCAUGUAGCCUGUAAGUGGGGGAAGAUUAAUAUGGUGUCGCUAUUGAUCGACAAGGGAGCCAAUAUUGAAGCAAAAACUAGAGAUGGGCUGACACCACUACAUUGUGCAGCUAGGUCUGGACAUGAUCAGGUCGUGGAUCUGUUGUUGGAGAACAAAGCUCCUAUACGUUCGAAGACUAAGAACGGUCUUGCACCACUUCAUAUGGCAGCACAAGGAGAUCAUGUAGAUGCGGCUCGAAUCCUCCUAUAUCAUCGGGCUCCUGUGGAUGAUGUGACUGUGGACUACCUGACAGCAUUACAUGUUGCUGCGCACUGUGGUCAUGUUCGUGUUGCCAAAUUGCUUCUAGACCGGAAGGCUGAUCCAAAUGCCCGUGCCCUUAAUGGCUUCACACCACUGCAUAUUGCAUGCAAGAAAAACAGGAUAAAACUUGUUGAACUGCUUUUGAAGUACAAUGCCUCAAUUGAAGCUACAACAGAGUCUGGUUUGACACCUCUUCAUGUGGCAAGUUUCAUGGGCUGUAUGAAUAUAGUCAUUUAUCUUCUACAACAUAAUGCAAACCCCGAUAUCCCAACAGUUCGAGGAGAAACUCCUUUGCAUCUAGCAGCCAGAGCAAAUCAGACUGACAUAAUCAGGAUAUUGUUACGGAAUGGAGCUCAAGUAGAUGCCAAGGCUAGGGAAGAGCAAACUCCACUCCAUGUGGCAUCACGUCUAGGAAAUACUGAUAUUGUUAUGUUGUUACUACAACAUGGUGCAGCAGUUGAUGCCACUACCAAGGAUCUUUACACACCAUUACACAUCGCAGCAAAAGAGGGUCAGGAUGAGGUUGCUUCAGUCUUGCUGGAAAAUGGUGCUUCCUUGACAGCAACAACCAAGAAAGGAUUUACACCACUGCAUCUUGCAGCUAAAUAUGGAAACCUUAAAGUUGCAAAACUGCUAUUACAGAAGGACGCUCCUGUUGAUGCUCAGGGGAAGAAUGGUGUUACUCCUCUACAUGUCGCAAGCCACUAUGAUCAUCAGAAUGUGGCACUACUACUUUUAGACAAGGGUGCUUCUCCUCAUGCAACUGCCAAAAAUGGACAUACUCCACUUCACAUAGCUGCGAGAAAAAACCAGAUGGAUAUUGCGACCACUCUCUUAGAGUAUGGUGCCAAGGCAAAUGCUGAGUCAAAGGCUGGUUUCACACCCCUUCAUUUGGCAUCACAGGAAGGCCACACUGAUAUGGCAUCACUGUUGAUUGAACAUCAGGCUGAUCCUAACCACAAAGCCAAGAAUGGUCUCACUCCCCUCCAUUUAUGUGCCCAAGAAGAUAAAGUCAAUGUUGCAGCUAUAUUGGUGAAGAAUGGUGCUGAGGUGGAUUCUACAACAAAGGCAGGCUAUACCCCUCUCCAUGUGGCAUCACACUUUGGACAACUCAACAUGGUCCGUUUCCUAUUGCAACAUGGUGCAAAUGUGGACAAGAGCACAGCCGUCGGAUAUACUCCAUUGCACCAGGCUGCUCAGCAGGGUCACAUGCUUGUUAUUACAUUACUUCUGGAAAAUAAAGCCAAGCCAAAUGCUCUCACAAACCAAGGACAAACUGCUUUGUCAAUUGCACAGAAACUGGGCUAUAUCAGUGUUGUUGAGACACUGAAAGUUGUGACUGAAACAACAGUAACCACCACCACCACUACUACAAUCGAAGAAAAGUACAAGGUCGUAGCACCAGAGUCCAUGCAGGAAACAUUCAUGUCUGAUUCUGAGGAUGAAGGUGGUGGUGACGAAGUGUUGGAUAUGGCGAUGAAUGUUUACGGAAAACCUACCCAUGCCCAACAUGUCUACUUGCCUUACUACCAAGGUCAAAUGCAGUAUACACGUGAAGAUCCAGGAAUGAAUGAUCAUCAGCAGUAUCGUUACAUGACAGUCGAUGACAUGAAAUCACUUGGUGAUGAUUCUUUGCAAAUUGAUGUCACUAGGGAUGAGAGGAUUGAUGCCAAUAGGAUGUCAGUUGCUCCUGGUGGUAUAACUGAAGUCAUUUUAGCACCACAACACACAAAGGAGAGUUAUGUUCAGGCCGUCAACCAAUAUAACACUCUGCACGCACCAGACAAUGUCGAUAUUGCACGCCAUCCUGUACACAUGGGCAUCAUUUUAAACAGACUUGAUGAUUCUUUGGCUUCCCUUGGACCAAUUCCAUUAUCAGCAGCGAUGUGGCGUGAAAGUUUUCUCGUGAGCUUCUUGGUGGAUGCUCGUGGGGGUGCAAUGCGUGGAUGCAGACAUUCCGGAGUGCGUGUAAUUGUUCCACCACGUAAAGCGGCAAUGCCAAUGCGCAUCACAUGCCGCUAUCUCCGCAGGGACAGGUUAUCAAAUCCACCUCCCUUAAUGGAAGGUGAGGCACUUGCUAGCAGAAUCCUUGAAUUAGGACCUGUUGGAGCAAAAUUCCUUGGACCUGUGAUUAUAGAAGUUCCUCACUUUGCCUCACUUCGAGGCAAAGAACGUGAGAUUAUAAUUCUGCGUUCUGACAAUGGAGAUACAUGGAGGGAGCACACACUUGAAGCGAGUGAAGAAGCUGUUCAGGAUGUUUUGAAUGAAAGUUUUGAAGGAGAAGAAAUGAGCCAACUUGAAGAUCUCCAUACAAAUCGUAUAACACGUAUUCUUACGGUUGACUUCCCACAUUACUUUGCUGUUGUAUCUCGAGUGAAGCAGGAAGUGCAUGCUAUUGGUCCUGAAGGAGGCAUGGUGUCCUCAAGUGUUGUUCCCCAAGUACAAGCAGUAUUUCCACAAGAUGCCCUUACCAAAAAGAUCAGAGUUGGAAUUCAGGCUCAACCUAUCUCUGCUGAUUUGGCAGCAAAACUCCUUGGGAACAGAGUUGCUGUUUCACCUAUUGUCACUGUUGAGCCAAGAAGACGAAAAUUCCACAAACCAAUCACACUGACAAUACCUGUUCCACAAGCAGCAAAUAAAGGGAUGAUAAAUCAGUAUUCUGGAGAUGCACCAACACUCAGGUUGCUGUGCAGCAUUACAGGUGGAACAACAAGAGCGCAGUGGGAGGAUGUUACUGGUUCUACUCCUCUGACAUUUGUGAAGGACUGUGUUACAUUUACUACAACAGUUUCAGCACGAUUUUGGCUAAUGGACUGCAGGAACAUAGCAGAUGCAACCAAAAUGGCAACUGAGCUAUAUCGUGAAUCUAUACAUCCACCAUUUAUGGCAAAAUUUGUUGUAUUUGCAAAACGAGUUGAUCUGUUAGAAGCAAGACUGCGUGUGUUUUGUAUGACUGAUGACAAAGAAGAUAAGACACUGGAACACCAGGAACAUUUUACAGAAGUGGCUAAAAGCAAAGAUGUUGAGGUGCAAGAAGGGAAGACAGUAUACAUUGAAUUUGCUGGUAAUCUGGUUCCUGUGAUGAAGUCUGGUGACCAACUACAAAUGGGUUUCAGAGCAUUCAAAGAAAAUCGUUUACCUUUCACUGUACGAGUAAAAGAUCCAGAUGAAGAUACUGUUGGUAGAAUACUUUUUAUGAGAGAACCAAAGGUUGCUAAAGGGGAACCAGCUCAAACACCUAUUUGUACUCUCAACAUUGUGCUACCUGAUAAUGUUAUUCCUGAUGCUGGACCAUCAGAACCAGACUUGCUGGAACUAGAAAAAAAUUACAGUUUCCUUAGAGAUGGCAUUAGUCAUCCAGAUGCUAUUCAUCGGGCUGACAUACGCCUCUCAGAUAUAUCAAACCUUCUUGGAUCAGACUGGGUGGCCUUAGCUGGUGAGCUAGGAGUCUCAACUUCAGAUGUAAAUCUAAUAAAGACUGAAUAUCCAGACAAUGUGAAUCAACAAGCCAUGGUGAUGCUGCGAUUGUGGCUUCAGACAUCGGGUAAUAAAGCAAAUGGAAAUGUGUUGGAAAAAGCACUUCGAAAAAUAAAUAGGGAUGAUAUUGUAAACCAGUGUGUCUUUAAUGUGGAGCUUGUGACAGAUGACAUGGAACGUGCUGUAGCUAAAGUUCAUCUUGACCAAUCUGGUUUUGACAACCUCCGAGAGGAGCUUGGACCAUCUCGAGAUGCAACCCUUCGACGAAAUACAAGUCUUGAUCCAUCUUACACAGAGCAAGAUUUAAUGAAGGAGUCUGAAUCUGUUGAAGAACUGGUAAACUCCGAGAAACAGGCCAAAGAUAAAGGUGAUGAAAAAAUGGCAGGACUUGAGCGGAAGGAUUAUGUAGAAGGUGAGGAAAAGUAUGCAGCUGAAGAAAAGGAUGUUAAAGGAAUUAUGGAAGAUUUUCUGUCUCAUGAGAAAGGACAGACAUAUAGAAAUGAGAUACAGAAAGUUUCAGAUCAGUUAGAGAAGCUAGAUGUUUCAUCACCCAACAUUGUUGAGACAACUGUAAUAACAAAGAAGGAGAUUCACUCACCAAAAUCAUCCAAGACACCACCUCCAAGUCCAGCAGAAUUCCAAGAUAAUUUAGGUUUCUCGGACGGCAAACCACAGCUAUUUGGGUCGCAUGCUGAAAGUCGCACUGCACUUGACACUAGCAUAGAUCUUAGUUCGCAUGAUGGCCACAUUCCCACUGUCAGGCUGCAUGAGGAAGGUCCAAUUGUCACCUCCACGCCACAGCAACGCUUGAAACCUGUGCGCAAAGCAUCCAGAUCUUCCCAUGAUGACCCUUCUACAGCUGUAAUGGAUGAUGUUCAAUGGGACUUUGGUUCUGACAAUGAGACACAAGGAAAUGUUAUUGUGAAAACCAUCAGAACUAUAUAUGGGGAUCCAAAUGCCAUUGAAAAUGAGAAAUUCAUCCAAAAUGAGGCUACAGUGAGUGGUAAAGUUGCUUUGAGUCCAUGUGACAAGCUUGAAGAUAAAGAAUGUUUUAGCCCCACUAAACAAAAUUCAGAAAGUAAAGAAGAUGUGGAAGAGCCACAAUUUAGUGCUGUGUACACACCAAAACCAGCACUUCGCUUAAGCAAGGUGUCUGGAAGUGUUACAGACAAUGUACUUGUAAAUGUUGGCAGCAGUGUUCCAAGUAAAAAUGCCAUCUAUGAAGAAACAAAGUCUGUAACACAUUCGCUGCAGUCUUCUCCUGGUGACAAAAGUGCUGAUGGUGAUGCAGUUAAUAGCCUUGCUGUGAACAUGAACGAUGAGAGGUGCAGCACCAAUUCUGUGACUGUGAACAGUGAUUCGGAUGUGGAAACUGACAGUAUGGCAUCUCCACUGUCAGGGAUGAGGGUAUCCAUCAGGAGAAGGACCAUUGGCAGCUCCAGUGGCUCCGAUGUCGCACUGCAUGAAGGCAACGACCUCUCAGAUGAUGACCAUCCAGUGUUUGCCAGUAGAUGGUAUGGCUUGAGUCGACGCUGGCUCAUCCCAGCUUGCUUCCUGUUGGCUCUGUUAGCCUGUGUCGCGCUGCAUGGCUGUGCCUCCCCAUACACUCUAGUGAUGCACCGCUUCUUAUCCCAUGUCGUUGCUGCUCAUGGGUCUGAUUACUUUCAAGGAACAGAUCAACAGAUCUUCUCUGAGACAGUCACCACUGAUUUUGAUCCAGCAACACAAAGAAAGACAGUGACCACCCGUACAGUAACUACGUCAUCCACAGGGGAACCAAGUGAUGGCCUAAGACAGUCAAUGCAAGAAAUAGUUGAUAAAUUCAUGCAAGAUGAACGUAAACAGCCAUAAAUUUUAAAUGUUAAAAAAAACUGGUAUUUUCUUCUACAGAAGAUAUACUGUAGAAGACAAUUUACGUUUGAUUUGGACUGUAAUUAUUUAUUGUGAAGUAAAGCAUAUUGCUUGAGGAUGGUGCUGCUUAAAAUUUUUCUUAAAUAUUUCAUUGCUCUAUUUCACUGUGGGAUUUAUAAAACUUAUAAACAGAACAUUCAGAGAAAUCUUUCAUGUUAGACUUUGAGGAAAAUAAAUACAGCAAAUUAUUUUCAGAUAUUUUGAGCUUUGAAGUCUUUUGUAUGAGUUGUGUUCAUCAAACUGGACUGUAAUAUAUAUUUGUGAAAUAACAUGUUAUUUGUGACUUAAAAUAAGUUCAUUGAUGUGCAAAGAUAUAGAAAGAGAAGAGUGUCAAAAUCUCAAAAAUUAAUUUUGUUUUCUUCUGUUUCCUUUUUAAAAUAUUACUUUGGAUCUGUAGUUGCAAAUGUAGAGUCUACAUUGUUUUGUCUGACACACUUAAACUGGAAAAGUAAAUUCUAUCAGAUUAGAAACUGAAGGUAAUAUUGGUUCAAUGAUUUUCUUGUUGCUGAACAUGUCUAGCCCCAAAGAGCAAGCUAACAGAAAAGCAUUGUUGACAAGUGAACAGCUGAUAUUAAAAUUGUGAUAAUUUGUGCUUCUGAUUGCAAACAAAAUUGAAAGGUAUUAAUUUUUGAUGUAAUUUGUAAAUAUUUUGAAUAAUGGAAGUGGCUGUUACAGAAUUUUGACCUGCCCUUUUUUUCUAUUGUACUUAUUGGAAUAAAUAUUUUGAGAAAUAUG